GGGGGGGGGGGGGGCACAGAGGCAGGCUUUUAUUCUUAGCAGCCAGAGUGAGAGGGAGAGACAUACAUACAGUCGCUGGAUCCCUGUGGCGGCAGAUGUAGAGAUGAGAAAGAAGGAAGAAAACCGAUUAGAGCAGAGCGGCGAAAGGCUGAGGAGUCAAACACAUCUGUCCACAUGAGGAUCGACAAUCAUUAAAGACCCAACAACCCAAUAAUUGCGUGAAGACCAAACGCAGAUCAAGCUGUUUAAUUUUUUUCAACUUUCAAGGAGGAAGGAAAAUAAAGGAAGGAAGGAAAAAUAGCAUUGCUUUUGACGUAUGAACAUUAUGGUGUUCAAGCUAAUGUGCAGUGAGCUUUGGUAUAUAAAGGUGUUGCUCCUAAUGUUUGGAAUCAGUGGUGGAUGGAGGAAGAUGAAACAUUUAAGGUGAGCACAUUGGUGAAGAAAGAUAAUGGAUUCAUCUUUAUUUUCCCAAAGGACAGUUGCACAUCGAUCAUUGGACUGGACCGUCACACCUACCCGGCACUGCCAAGGACUGUCAAGCUCUGUAUUUAACAGUAUUUGUGGGUGUCUUUGUGUAUAUUUAUGGCAAUAAGACAAACUGGGGGUAGAAAAGAACCAAUCAAGACUUUUUGUCUUACAAUGAAACACCCAUCUGGUGUGGCUACAGCUUCCUAUCUCUGUCCUCUAUUGGCUUUCCUAUGUGCUGUCUACCAGAGUUGUGGGACCCAGGCCAAUGUGAGACUUCACUCUAACCCUAAACCUAAUCUCCACUCAAAUUCAAGGUUCAAAUCACUGACUGAACCAACUUUAAUCCCAGGAGGCCAACACCUCUACAAACAUCUGGGCUCAAUCUCAAGUCAAAACUCGUGGGUUAAAUCUAGACCUGACACUAUAUCUUACCCUACUGACAGGUCAAUGUCAAACUUUCAAGCCACAACAAUUUCAAAUUCUAAGAUAAAAUUGCAGCAUAAAUCUAACCAGAGUUCUAAUUCAAGCCAGCAGGUAGGAUACAGAUCAACUUUGAGUCAGGUGGCAAGAAAUACCUCAAAGCAGUCCUCCAGGAUCAGCCUCCAAACCAAUACCAAACCACUGUUUGGCUUUCUGUCUUAUCCAACAGCCAGCAGAGUUAAGAUAGUGAGAAGACCAGAGGCAGUCCUUAACAAGUUGCCUUUACUGUCCAUGCCUGAUCAAAAAUCGAGUCCCAACACCUACUAUAAUACCACUCCAGCUCCACAGUCAAAUGCUAAGUCACGUUCCAAACCUCAACCUUCUUUGCAAAUAAGUUCAAAUGCCAAAGCCAAUUCCAUUACACCCAUGAGAGCUGAGAUGAACCAGACCCAGUUGUUGGACUCAGACAAGGAUUCCUUCCAUCAACCUAAGAGAGGCUGGAUCUGGAACCAGUUCUUCGUUCUAGAGGAACACAUUGGACCUGAACCUCAAUAUGUUGGAAAGCUCCACUCUAAUUCUGACAAAGGCGAUGGCUCUGUGCGCUACAUCCUGUCUGGUGAUGGGGCUGGGUCUGUCUUCAAGAUUGAUGAGUCAACUGGUGCCAUCCACACCACAGAGAGCCUGGACCGCGAAACCAAGUCCCAAUACGUCCUGCACGCAUCGGCCAUUGACCGAAAAACAAACCGCUCGAUGGAAGUAGAGUCAGAGUUCAUCAUCAAAGUCCAGGAUGUUAAUGACAAUGCCCCAACAUUCCCUGAUGGUCCAUUCUUCGCCACUGUACCUGAGAUGUCUGACAUUGGAACAUCAGUUUUCCAGGUGACAGCCUCAGAUGCUGAUGAUCCUAUCUAUGGAAACAGUGCCAAGAUAGUUUACAGCAUUUUGGAGGGAGAAUCCUUCUUUUCCGUCGAUCCCAAGACAGGUGUUAUUCGUACAGCAUUGUCUAACAUGGACCGAGAGACCAGGGACCGUUAUACUGUGGUGAUCCAGGCCAAAGACAUGGUUGGGUCGGUUGGAGGUCUUUCUGGAUCCACUACGGUCAACAUAACUCUCACGGAUGUUAAUGACAACCCUCCAAGGUUUCCACAGAAGAGCUAUCACCUUUAUGUUCCGGAGCUGGCUCCAGUGGGGAGAGCAGUGGGUCGAGUCAGAGCCACUGAUGAAGACGAAGGGCAGAAUGCUGACAUGACCUACAGCAUCACAAAUGCAGACGCCGCCGCCCUCUUCACCAUAACUUUAGACGCUGACUGCAGGGAGGGAAUAAUUUCUCUCAAACAGCCUCUGAAUUAUGAGAAGAGGAAGGUUCACACACUGAACAUUGAAGGCUCCAACACUCACGUGGAUCAGCGCUUCUUCCACCUGGGGCCAUUCAGGGAUUCCACUUCGCUGCGAGUUAUUGUUGGGGAUGUGGACGAGCCACCUGUGUUUUCCAUGGACUACUACAUUAUGGACGUGUAUGAAAAUUCACCAUUUGGGACCCUGGUUGGAAGUGUAACUGCCUUGGACCCUGAUAGCACCGACAGCGCUGUCAGGUACUUCAUAGAAAAUGAAGAGGAAAAACCUUUGUAUUUCAGCAUUGGUGUGAAUGACGGAAUCAUUAGAACUACCCGGGUUCUGGACCGGGAGGAGACAGCGUGGCACAACAUCACUGUGAUGGCUGCAGAGGUUGAUAACCCACGCAUGGUGAGUCAAGUCCCAGUCACAGUUCAAGUGUUAGACGUCAACGACAACUCUCCAACCAUCUCUGGAGCCAACAAGGUCAUCACCGUGUGUGAGAGCAUCAAACAUGGACAGGUGAUUCAGACCAUUCAAGCAGUAGAUUUGGACAACUUUGCAAAUGGGAAGUUCUCUUUCUCUGUUCCUACUAAGCAUCAAGCCAAUGCGAAUUUCACCAUGAGAGAUAAUGGAGAUAACACUGCCAGUAUAUUAGCUCAUCGACGUGAAAAUGUGAGUCAGGACAGAGAGCAGCUGCUCAGUCUGGUGAUUGUUGUGGCUGACGGUGGGGAACCUCCUCUCAGCAGCACGGUUACACUCUCCCUAAGGCUGUGUGUGUGUCAGAGGGACUCCAGGGGGCGCAGCAGCAACAAUGUUUGUGAGGCUCAGGCCUUUCUGUCCUCAGCGGGCCUCAGUGUGGGGGCCUUCAUCGCCAUCCUCCUAUGUACUGUCAUAUUAGUAGCCACAGUGAUGCUGUUCAUGCAGCUGCGAAAUAGGAAGGUGAGUAAAGAGGCUUUGAUUCUUUCUGAGGAGGACAUUCGAGAGAACGUGGUGACCUAUGAUGACGAAGGAGGUGGGGAGGAGGACACUGAGGCCUUUGACAUAGCUGCUCUACGAAAUCCCAAAGCGUCUGGCUGCGAACACGCACUAUACGAGGACGAGGAUGACGUGGAGGAUGAUGAGGGUGAGGUUGUUGUGGUAAGGAGGAAGAAAGCCUGGGAGGUGGACUACAGAGACUACAGCCCAGAGUGUGGACCCGCCUGGUUUGUCAUCAACUGCUUACCUCCAGAGAUGGGCCAGUCUGCGCCUCCACUUCUGCUGGACAGCUAUGAUGAGAUUCAGCAGCUGAUGGAGCAGAAGCUGUCUGAGGCGGACUCUGACACACGGGGUCCACCUUAUGACUCUUUGCAAACAUACGCCUAUGAAGGCUGCGGCUCGCUGGCGGGGUCUGUCAGCUCUCUGGGCCUGACUGUGGCAGAGCCUGAACUAAACUAUAGCAACUGGGCGCUGGAAGGAACAGUUAGGGUCCAGACUAACCCGGACACCUUGUAAUUCUGUACAACUUAUAUGUCUUAUUUUUACUUAUCGCCAGGUUUGCCAAAGAAAGUUUCUAUUUCUAGGAUAGAAACAAAAUGCAAAAAGUUGGUGAUCAGAAACUGUGAUACUGUGAAAGAAGAAAACACAAGAGACGCAGAACGACAGAAGAGCACACAGGCAUACAGGUAUCUGGCCUUUAUGGGGAAAAAGGUUCCUGUUACAAAAGGUCCAGUCAAGGAUCCCAGCAAUGAAAAACAAAUACUGAAUGAAUAUUGGAAAGAAAGAGUUUUAUGGAUUUAUUAUCCGUGAGUGUGUUGGAUGUGACGUGAAGGUUUGCUAAGACCCUCUCUCACUCUAAGGCUCCCAAUCAUAAACGUGACAGGAUCUGUCUUCAUUCAUUCCCUUUUAUUGCUGUUCACCUAGAACACAGUUGGUCCAUUUGCAACUAUUCUGGUCAUAACCACACCCCUGCACAGC
Molecule: messenger RNA, 4173 nt
Organism: Betta splendens (Siamese fighting fish)
Lineage: Eukaryota; Metazoa; Chordata; Actinopteri; Anabantiformes; Osphronemidae
Product: cadherin-18-like
Exons: 12
Coding region: 583-3711 (1042 amino acids)
Biological process (GO): cell morphogenesis; adherens junction organization; calcium-dependent cell-cell adhesion
Cellular component (GO): plasma membrane; catenin complex; adherens junction
Molecular function (GO): calcium ion binding; cadherin binding
Source: RefSeq, a predicted model, not a curated record